Propithecus coquereli (Coquerel's sifaka) is the source of this 1473-nucleotide messenger RNA. It is a transcript of the gene CUNH9orf78, whose product is annotated as chromosome unknown open reading frame, human C9orf78. Gene Ontology annotation, cellular component: spliceosomal complex. Bases 103 to 972 code for a protein of 289 amino acids. Gene Ontology annotation, biological process: mRNA splicing, via spliceosome. The transcript is spliced from 9 exons. The record is from RefSeq and is a predicted model, not a curated record. Lineage: Eukaryota; Metazoa; Chordata; Mammalia; Primates; Indriidae.
GGGCCAGGCGGUACUGGCGCUCUGACUGCACUGCGGCGCGCCGGAAGCAUCCCGCGCCACGGCGCAGCGGAGUGGCGGCUGCACCGCGGGAUCUGCGCCACCAUGCCGGCCACCGGGAAGACGUUCCGUCGGCGCCGAGCCGACUCGGAGUCGGAGGAAGAUGAGCAGGACUCAGAGGAGGUUCGAUUAAAACUAGAAGAGACCAGAGAGGUGCAGAACUUGAGGAAAAGACCCAACGGAGUGAGUGCUGUGGCCCUGCUGGUGGGAGAGAAGGUACAAGAGGAAACCACACUAGUGGAUGAUCCCUUUCAAAUGAAGACAGGUGGUAUGGUGGAUAUGAAGAAACUGAAGGAAAGGGGCAAAGAUAAGAUCAGUGAAGAGGAAGACCUUCACCUGGGGACUUCAUUUUCUGCAGAAACCAACCGAAGAGAUGAGGAUGCAGACAUGAUGAAGUACAUUGAGACAGAGCUAAAGAAGAGGAAAGGGAUUGUGGAACAUGAGGAGCAGAAAGUCAAGCCAAAGAAUGCAGAGGACUGUCUUUAUGAACUUCCGGAAAACAUCCGCGUUUCCUCAGCAAAGAAGACUGAGGAGAUGCUUUCCAACCAGAUGCUGAGUGGCAUCCCCGAGGUGGACCUCGGCAUUGAUGCUAAAAUAAAAAAUAUCAUUUCCACGGAGGAUGCCAAGGCCCGUCUGCUGGCAGAGCAGCAAAACAAGAAGAAAGACAGUGAGACAUCCUUUGUGCCUACCAACAUGGCUGUGAAUUAUGUGCAGCACAACCGGUUUUAUCAUGAGGAGCUCAAUGCUCCCAUACGGAGAAACAAAGAAGAGCCCAAAGCCCGACCCUUGAGAGUGGGUGACACAGAGAAGCCAGAGCCUGAACGGUCCCCUCCUAACCGCAAGCGCCCUGCUAACGAGAAGGCCACUGAUGACUAUCACUAUGAAAAGUUCAAGAAGAUGAACAGGCGGUACUGAGGCAUCCAGACUGGCAUGUAAAUAGCACCUUCGUCUCCCUCCCUCUCAGGAAAGGCUUCCUGGACAGAAGCCUGCUCAUUUGCUAGCAGGCAGUUCCAAAAACAGACUCUGAUUAGUCCGGCUGCUUACCUGCUGGAUUUUCCAAGCACUAAACUUGUAACUUUUUGAAAUGAAACAAUGUGUAGUUUUCCUAUUUGGGGGCAAACUCUAUGGUGAGAGUUAUUAAAACUUGUUUAUGAAUAUGUUGACUUUCUCUUAAUAUUCUGAGUCAGAAGGAAACAACUAUGUGUACAUAGUGUGAUAAUCCCCUUUAGAUAGUGAUUUUAUUAUUAUAUACACAAUCAUGUCUUUCAGUUUCGCGUAUUUGAAAUGGGUGUCAGAAACGCAUCCUUGAUUGUUUAGGGUGGGUCCAGGUGAUGGCAAAAAAAUCUAGGGUGGGAUCCAAGUGAUACCGGUAUUUUCUGAUUUUUACUAAGUUAUCUGUUUCUUUAAAAAAGUAAA